UCAAUUAAUUUGUGUUUUUUCUACUUGUAUUGGUCUUUGAUUAUGUUUGUUACAGCCAUGCCGUCAAACUAGUAUGUCGACUCUAAGGGCGUAUCGGAACUCGAAGUCUGCUUCGGAACGUGCAACGUUGGUAGGCAUGAUGAACAAUGUCAUCGCAAUUGCCAAGCAACGGGGUAAAUCACACGCUAAGGAGAUUUGGUAUAGUGAACGGGUUUAUGUACCCGUCAACCAUGAUAACUGUCAUUGGUUCUUGAUGGUCCUAUAUCUAAGACAACGGGAGAUCAUUAUUAUCGAUAGCUUAGUGUUAAAUCCUCUCCUAAAGUAUAAGCAGAUGAUCAAUUUGAUGACGGAGGAGCUCCCGAUUCUCUUUCAUGCCACCGGAGACGUCACCGCGCUUGAAGGGAAGACUUGGACUGCCAAAUCCAUGAAAUCUAUGCCGAAGCAAUGCAAUGGUUUUGACUGUGGCAUUUUUGCAUGA
Messenger RNA from Magnolia sinica, 478 nucleotides. RefSeq names its product putative ubiquitin-like-specific protease 1B. The record is from RefSeq and is a predicted model, not a curated record. The transcript has 3 exons. Lineage: Eukaryota; Viridiplantae; Streptophyta; Magnoliopsida; Magnoliales; Magnoliaceae. Gene Ontology annotation, cellular component: nucleus. The coding region runs from base 74 to 478 and encodes 134 amino acids. Gene Ontology annotation, biological process: protein desumoylation. Gene Ontology annotation, molecular function: deSUMOylase activity.